Microstroma glucosiphilum is the source of this 1802-nucleotide messenger RNA. Its product is annotated as Phosphoglucomutase, first 3 domain-containing protein. Lineage: Eukaryota; Fungi; Basidiomycota; Exobasidiomycetes; Microstromatales; Microstromataceae. Gene Ontology annotation, molecular function: magnesium ion binding; phosphoglucomutase activity. The transcript has 2 exons. Bases 34 to 1698 code for a protein of 554 amino acids. The record is from RefSeq and is a predicted model, not a curated record. Gene Ontology annotation, biological process: carbohydrate metabolic process. Gene Ontology annotation, cellular component: cytosol.
CCACAUCACAUCACAUCACACUUCACCAACGCCAUGUCUGCGAAAACCGUCUCUACCAAGCCCUUUGAUGGCCAGAAGCCUGGAACAUCCGGUCUGAGGAAGCGUGUCAAGGUCUUCUCCCAAGAGCACUACACCGAGAACUUCGUCCAGGCCAUUCUCUCUUCCAUCCCUUCUCCCGGAGUCAAGGGCUCUACCCUGGUAGUCGGAGGCGACGGCCGAUACUUUUCCGUACCAGCCAUUCAGUCCAUUAUCCGCCUCUGUGCAGGCAAUGGAGUGAGCAAGCUCAUCAUCGGCCAGAAUGGUAUCCUCUCCACUCCUGCUGCCUCGCACGUCAUUCGAUCGUACAAGGCCACCGGUGGUAUUCUCCUCACUGCCUCGCACAACCCUGGAGGACCGGACAAUGACUUUGGAAUCAAGUACAACAUGGGCAAUGGAGGUCCGGCACCCGAAGGUGUGACAAACAAGAUCUUCGAGGUCACAAAGACCAUCAGCGAGUACCACAUCGUCGAGGGCGACGACAUUGACAUCUCCAAGGUCGGAGAUUACUCCUUUGGCCCACUGCAGAUUUCGGUCAUCGACCCUGUCAAGGACUACGUCUCUUACCUCUCGACCAUCUUCGACUUCCCCCUCAUCAAGUCCUUCCUCCAAAGCGGAAAGUUCUCUGUCCGCUUCGACGCCAUGAGCGGCGUCACUGGUCCUUAUGGUCGCGCGCUCUUCGUCGAGGAGUUUGGCCUGUCGGAAUCUUCGAUUCAGAAUUGCGAGCCUUCACCCGACUUCAAUGGCGGCCACCCCGACCCCAACCUGACCUAUGCCAAGGCACUGGUGGACGCGGUGGAAAAGGAAGGCAUCGACUUUGGAGCUGCGUCCGAUGGUGAUGGAGACCGGAACAUGAUCAUUGGAAAGGGAGCCUUUGUCAACCCUUCAGACUCGGUUGCCAUCAUUGCCGACUGGGCCAAGAAGGCCAUUCCGUACUUUAGCAAGGGCGGUGUCAAGGGCGUCGCUCGCAGUAUGCCCACGAGUGGAGCCAUUGACCGAGUCGCCAAGAAGCAAGGGUACGAGUGCUUUGAAGUCCCCACUGGCUGGAAGUUCUUUGGCAACCUGAUGGACGCUGGCCGCCUGUCCAUCUGUGGUGAAGAGUCCUUUGGAACUGGCUCGGACCACAUCCGUGAAAAGGACGGCCUGUGGGCCGUCGUCGCUUGGCUCUCUAUCCUGGCCGCUGCCAACAAGGAGAAGCCCGGAACGUCGGUCAACGAUGUUCUGCAAGCCCACUAUGCUACUUAUGGCCGCAACUUCUUCUCUCGCUACGACUACGAGGAAGUCGACUCAAAGGGCGCCAACGACCUGAUGUCUGCUCUCGCCUCCAAGUUCUCUUCUCCAGGCUUCGUCGGAUCCAAGUUGGGUCAAUUCGAAGUAGCAGAGGCAGACGACUUUUCCUACACCGACCCCAUUGACGGCUCCGUGUCGAAGAACCAGGGUCUGUACAUCACCUUCAAGGACGGCUCUCGCAUCAUCUUCCGCUUGAGCGGUACGGGUUCGGCCGGAGCUACGAUUCGACUCUACGUGGAAAAGUACUCGGACGAUAAGAGCGAAUUUGAUGCAGAUGCUCAGGUGGGACUGAAGCCACUGAUCGACCAGGCGCUGGAGAUUAGUCAGUUGAAAAAGUACACUGGUAGGGACAAGCCUACUGUGAUUACCUGAGCAGGCGUCUGCACGAGGUGUCAGUAGAUUCGAAUGUGAUAUUCCAGUGCUGCCGUUUGUACCUGCCUCGUUGUAUUCGCCUUGCAAAGCAUAGCAAUGGAAAG